Messenger RNA from Ectocarpus siliculosus, 3999 nucleotides. The record is from the annotation of a GenBank genome assembly. Lineage: Eukaryota; Phaeophyceae; Ectocarpales; Ectocarpaceae.
AUGAGCAGCGGGGGCGGACGAGGUCCACGGCCCCCGACCUUCGGGAGACGCACGGAGCCAGGCGAACCCUCCGAGGACCAAGAGGACAAUCCGUUCGUGCGGCAGCUGGAGCUCAUGUUGCAAAAAUCGGCUAGCAACCGCGCGGCAGCAGUGUCGCCGCCCCCGCCGCGGGCGCGGGCGGCAGCAUACGCUGCGUCGACGUCGGCCUGGCGGCCGCGGACUUCUCUUUCCAGCGACGGUGGUGGCGCAGCGAGCGGGCGGAUGGUGGCUACAGGAGGGGCUUCCCAGUACGGGGGGCAGUCUCUGGUGGCUAACUGUAAGCCGGAGGAGAAGGCGGUCACCAGCAACGGUGGUGGCGGCCUUCCGCGCGCUUCGUCGCGAUCGCUCUUCUCGUUGCCCGAAUCCUCCUCCGACGAAGACGAGGAGGCGUUUCAGCGGAGAUAUUUCGGCUUGCCGCCGUUGAGGAAACCCUCGGCGGCGGCGGCGGCGGCUUCCGUGCCGCCGCCGGCAGCCGCCCUGGCGGAAGCGAAAGUCGCGCGGCCGGGCUCCGACGGCGGCUGGCCCGAGACAAAGCGCUGCUCACCGCCGAACCUGAAGGCGUCGUUGAUUUCCAACGGCAGAGGUGCUGCGUGCCGCAAGACAGAGGGCGGUAGCGGCGACAGCCGCGGGGAUGAUAGCGCCAACGGGAGCAAAGGAAACGGCAAGGGCAAGGGACAGUCCGCGCGGGACGGAGAUGCCGCAUCCAGCGGCAGGGCAGGGCUGGGGAUCACCGGCGAUAGGUGGUACGGCGGGGCCGGGAUCACAAGGCCGCAACCAACCGCGCAGAGGAGAACCGGCGACGGGAUCGGUUCGGCCGGCGCAGCGGCGGCGGGCUCCGACAACGAGUGGAUGUCGGACGCGGAAGACCCGCGGGGCGCGACGCCCAACGCUAUUGACUCUCCAACGAGGAGGGCGGGCGGGCUCAACGACGAAGAGGAAAGUUCUAAGCCCGGCGCGGGGGGGCGGCGAAAGGGAAGCCGGGGGGGUGAGGGCGGGGGACGGAAGGAGCUGCAGCUGCUGUCGAACCCUGCCACCGCCGCCGGCUCGACAGCGGUCGGACGUGGCCGAAAGCGGGGGCACGAGGACUUUCUCAACGAGAAGAUCGAGGCCAUGCGGGUCGGUUCGGACGAGGAAGGACCGCACGCCGGCGGCGGCGGCGGCCGCGGCGGGGGGCGUGGAAGGAGUAGGGGCGGAGCGGUCACGAUGGGCCCCGAUGAGGAGGAGGAGGAGGAGGAGGUUGACUACGAGGACCUCAAGCCGCACAUCGAGGACCCCCCCUGGCUAGGAAAACUGGUCCCGUUCGACCUCGGGGAAGGUGGCUUCAUCAACCCUUCCAUCAACCGGUACCUGCGGGACUACCAGCGAGAAGGGGUGCGGUGGCUGUACGCCAAGUUCCAGGCCGGGCAGGGCGGGAUCCUUGGCGACGACAUGGGCCUCGGCAAGACCGUGCAGUCGAUCGCCCUGCUGGCUUCGGUGCUGCGGAAGAGCGGCACCGGGCGCGACAGCGAGGAGCUGAGGAGGCGGCGAAAGGAGGGCUUACCGGCGAGCUCGACGGGCCUGCCUUGGCUCAUCGUGGCGCCGGCGGCCGUCGUUCCAGAGUGGAUAAAGCAAAUCAAGGUCUGGGGACACUUUGCGGCCUACCAGCUCGAGUCCGGCAGGGACGCGGACGAUCUGAUGGUAGCCUUGAAGGCCGGGCGGUACGAGGUGGUGGCCACCAGCUACGACCUGCUGCGCGCGUGCGUGGACCGGCUGAAGAAGCAGCGCUUCGAUGCCGUCAUCUUCGACGAGUACCACACCAUCAAGUCGGCCACCACCAUGGUCAGCCAGGCUGCGUGUGAGCUCAGGACCAAGCGAGUGUUCGGCCUGACGGGAACGCUGAUCCAGAACGAUAUGAAAGAGCUGUGGUUCCUGCUGCACCUCAUCGACCCGCUCGCCGUUGGAGAGCAAUCGCGGUUCACGGAGCACUUCUCCGAGCCGAUCAAGCGCGCGAGGGCGAUGAACGCUACGGCCUCAGACAGGAGACUGGGAGAAAAGCGCCUCAAGGAGCUCGACGGCAUCCGCGACAAGAACAUGAUCCGGCGCACGAAGGACGAGGAGCUGGGGGACGUGCUCAAGGGGAAGUCUGACACCGUCGUGUUUUGCGACCUUAGCGAGGUCCAGCGCGAGCUGUACCAGCGGGUGCUGUCGCUUCCGGAGUUCCAGUUGCUCGCGAGGGCAAAGGAGCCGUGCAACUGCGGUCGAAGCGGGCGCCCGACGCGCGCCCGGUGCUGCCACAAGACGCCUGAUAGCCGCGGCGGGGGCGGCGACGGGGUGGACCCCCGCGCGGUGCUGUUCCGCAGGCUGCACCCCACGCUCAUGGAGUGCGACAAGUGCCCGUUUUGCUGCCAGCUGCCGGCCGUGUCCAAGCUGCAGAAGAUCGCGAACCACCCGUGCCUGCUUCAGGAGAACAUCCGGGACCCCGAGCAUAAGCGGCAGCAACAGCGACAGUUCGCCGAGGUGGCGUUCACGGACAGGGCGAGAGAGAUCAUGGGGGGGCUGGAGCGGUCGCAGAAGUUCCUGGACGUUUCGAAAGUGGGCGUUUGCGGCAAGAUGAAGAGCCUCGAGACUCUGCUGGCUAAGUUCCACGAGACGCGGGACAAAGUGCUCGUGUUCAGCUGGAGCACCGCUAUGCUCGACGUCCUCGAGAGUUUCGUAGGUGCGAAGGGCUAUGUGUACCGGCGGCUGGACGGGACUACCUCGAGCAAGGAGCGGCAGGCGAGGAUAAACGAGUUCAACUCGGACCGGGCGGGCGUGUUCGUGUUCCUCAUCAGCACGCGAGCCGGAGGGCAAGGCCUCAACCUCCACACGGCCUCCAGGGUUGUCCUGUACGACGUCAACUGGAACCCGGCGCUGGGUCUUCAGGCUCAGGAUCGCGCUUACCGCAUCGGCCAGAAGCGCAAGGUGGCGGUAUUCCGUUUGAUUUCGAAGGGCACCAUCGAAGAGAUGUGCUACAUGCGCCAGAUCUACAAGCUGCAGAUCACAAGCGCGGCGAUGGGAGAUCAAGCCCGAGGCGGGCGCCGGCAGUUCAAUGCUGUGCAGGGGUCCAAAGAGCAACAGGGGGAGCUAUUCGGCAUCCAAAACCUCCUCAAGUUCAGCGACGACUCCCUGCUCAAGACCCUGCGCAUGAAGCACGAGGCCGGGCUGGCUGCCGCCACCGCAACGGGGGGAGGGGCGGCGGCGGCGGCGGCGGCGGCGGCGGGUGGUGCCGGGAGCAAGGGCGUGGGCGGUAUCGCCGGGGUGGACGCGGCCGACGAGGAGGAUCUGGUGGUGGCCAUGAAGAACGCUCUCGGCCUUUCGAAGGAAGGAGGCGCAAAGGGCGAGGGCGAGGGACCGCCCGAGGACAACGAGCUGGCGGGCCUGCUGGGCGAUCUUGGGGUGGACGCUUACACACACGACCAGCUCGUGGCCAAGGACGAAGGAGAAGAGGAACUGGCAGAAGAGAGCUGUGGCGUCGCGGAGCUGACACUAUCGCCGCUUCCUUCUGGUGGCGCGAGGAACGCCAUGGAGGAGAAAAUCGCAAUGCCGCGCAGCGGUGGCGGUGGCGGUGGCGGUGGCGGCGGCGGCGGCGGCGGCGGCGGUGGCGGUGUGCUUGUCCCAAGCGCCGGUCGCGAGAGAAUGAGCGCUGCAAGCGCUACCGGGGGCGUUGUAGGUAGGGGCCAAGGUCUGGGUCCGAAAGGACCGAGCGUUAGCGGCGGUAGCGGUAAGGCACCGGCGACGGCGGCGGCGGUAGUUGAGAUCGAAGACGGGACGGGGGGGCCACCCGGCGGGGGGCAACCGCAGCAGCAGGAGCCCGCCAAGAAGAGGCGGAAUCUCGCGAGUCUCGGGUGGGGCAAGGGCCGGGCCGGGGGAGGGGGUGGUUCCGGUGCGCGGGUUGAGCUGUUCAUGCCGCAGUACGGAUCGGGCGGGGGGGGAAGGAAGUGA